Messenger RNA from Nerophis lumbriciformis (worm pipefish), 2210 nucleotides. RefSeq names its product schwannomin-interacting protein 1. Gene Ontology annotation, biological process: positive regulation of hippo signaling. Gene Ontology annotation, cellular component: cell junction; plasma membrane. NCBI's taxonomy places the organism in Eukaryota, Metazoa, Chordata, Actinopteri, Syngnathiformes, Syngnathidae. The record is from RefSeq and is a predicted model, not a curated record.
UAAUAGUAGAUAUUAUUUACAAGAUGCCUACAAAACUGGAAUAAAAAAACAAAACUACUAGCUUCAUAUUUAGUGAAGCCGGUACCCAUACUUUUAUUCUGAAAACGGUACCGGAAACGGAGCUAUUCUUAAAUCUGCACCUCGCCUGUUAGUUUCUUUGCGCGGAAUUCCUGAAGAUUGUUGAAUCCUUUGUGAGAAUUGUUUGCACGACGUGUGAGGAAUUCCCAGCCGAACCACCCCGAAAGCAGACAACUGUGCUUGUAAAGGCAGACUUAGCAACAGGGAAUUGCCACAUUUUGGGCCACGGCAUCGCUCCUUUGGUGGGUAAAAGUUAGUCAUAAGUCUCAGAUGUGAGCGAAGGAGGAGGAAGAUGACGAGGAGGAGCUGAGCUAUGUGGCAAAAGUCUUUGGGAACACUGACGUAUCUAACAAAAAGUGACUAGAUGGAGGGCGAAAAAGAGAGACAGAGGCAGCAGGGUGAGGAGAAGGAGAGCAACGAGGCCGACGACGGCAUUAUGAGCGGCGAUGACGAUGUCGGUGAAAACGACGAUGAGGAUUCAGAGGGUGCGGCGCUGGUCUGGCAGGAAGGCUACAGUGAGGACAACCUGGGCCUUCCCAUCAUGCACUGGGAGGCACUCAGUUUGCGUAUCGCCGAGUUGGAGAAGCAAGAGGAGGAGAAGAAGGAGAAGAUGGCAAAGAGUCAAGUGUCUCUGGAGCGAAGCCGAGCACCGGUUAGCUGGACAGGAGAGCGAGGAAGGCGAAGAGAAAGCUGCGACGACGAUGACGACGAGGCCUGCAACAGUCACAUGACGGCCCUCAGCUCGCGGCUGCAGACGCAGAUGAACCUGCAGCUGUGCUUCAUCAAUGACAGUGAAAGUGAGGAAGAAGACGCGGAGAAGGAAGAUGACGUCCGCAAGAAGAGAGGAUCCAUUCCUGUUCAUAAGAGCCCUCAGCCUACAGCCAAGCCGGAGAAAACAAAAUCCAGAGGUUUCCGGAACACUUGGAAGAAGCUGCGAGACAGACUGCGAGCAGACCACAAGCCACUGACGCCAGCCGCCAACGAUAGCGUCGUCCAGCGGAGGCACUUGGAGCGCAGUGAUUUGCAGAACUACACCAUGAAGGAGCUCACUGCUCUUUGUUCCUCCCUCAGACAAACUAUACAAGACCUAAGUACCGAACUGGUGGGCCGCCUUCAGAUGCGGGACCAGCUGAGGACGGAGCAGGACGCCAUGUUGCUGGAGGUUCAAGACCUGACCUCGCUGGGAACGCUGCUGAGCAAUCCCAGCUGAUGGUGACACCUUGAGAACAUUGUGAGUGUGCUGAGCAAGUGGGCAAACAUCCCGGUGGUAGCUGACUGUGGUCCACCCUUUGAUACACCUGGACCCUUUUUUUUUUUUUUUUGCACACCUUUUUUUUUUUUAAAAACAUUUUUAUUUUAUUUUUAUUUUUUUCUCCAUUGAAGAUACAACAACACCAGUUGUGCUAAGGAGAACUUUUGCCUUUUUACGUAGACACAGACACAUCACCAGGAGGAAGUAAGGGGUCUUAUUAGCAGACAAAAGGGAUUGUAUGAAAGUCAUUUUAAAAUGUUUUUACAUAUAAAAGGGAAGAUGUUUUAACAUUUUUAUAACAUAGAACUAUGCUGACCUCAUGCCCACUCAUACUUAAUGUUAAGAUGACUAUUUCAUCUUUUCAGGUGUUUUCCUGUAUUAGAAAAGUGACGACCACUUUAUUUCCGUUGUGCUGUGGAAAACACUUCUUUAACCUGUGUUAUGUAUAGUGUUGUUAUUGGUGACUGAAUGUUAACAAAUCACUUCAUGAUAAACACAUUUAAUAUAGUCAUAUUCUUUAAACUGCAUUAUGGGCACUUUCUCUGUACAUUACAUAUAUACAGUUAUUUUCUAUAGUGCUUGUCCAAAUUAAUGUCGCAGGUGAGCUUGAUCAGCUGAACUAGGAUAAAAGGCGGACUACAACCUUGACUGGUCGCCAGUCAAUCACAGAACACACACAUCACACAACACAUUAGUGUUGCCAGAUGAGAACUGGAAAAUUAUCAUACCUGAAGCUUGAAAUAAUCGUAUUUUGAGGAAAAUUAUUGUACAAUGACGUUGUUCAGGACCGUUUGCUACAGCAAAACAUUACUGUCUACCCUUAGCUCAUCAUGCAGUUCUACCUUUAAAUAAACUAACGGCACUGGAGCACAAAAGCUGA